Messenger RNA from Akanthomyces muscarius, 1167 nucleotides. RefSeq lists its product as uncharacterized. The transcript has a single exon. NCBI's taxonomy places the organism in Eukaryota, Fungi, Ascomycota, Sordariomycetes, Hypocreales, Cordycipitaceae. The coding region runs from base 1 to 1167 and encodes 388 amino acids. The record is from RefSeq and is a predicted model, not a curated record.
AUGGUCCUCCAAGGCUUUUUACAACUGUUCCGUGGCUCAGGGCGUCGGACUUUCUUCGUUCGAGUUGUCAUUGCGAUUGUGCUCACUGUGGUGCUGUACCGGCUGCUGCCGCACGAAGUCAAGGUCUUUUUACUCAGCCAGCCUACAUCAGCACACUGCAGCUCUGCACAAAUAAAUACCGACUAUUCAUGCAGAGGAGAUGCCAAGCACGCUGAUAUUCCCAACAUAUUGAACUUGGUCUACGUCUUGUCUGACCCCAUCGACGGCACAUUCCCUCUGCAAUUCAGCCACUUCCUUUCCGUCUACUCGGCGUGGCAUCACUGGCGACCAGACAUCAUCUAUCUGCACACCAACGUUGAAGCCAAUAGCACCGCUGUGCGCCGCGCCCAUAAUGGCGACGCCGGCAAAUGGGCCCAGCGCGUCUUUGAGAUUCCCGGGCUUGUGAUCAAUACAGUACCCGUACCCACACACGCGAACAACGGAAUGAGGAUAAAGGGCAUGGAGCACAAGUCCGAUUUCGUGCGAGUCCAAGCGAUGCACGAUUUUGGUGGCGUCUACAUUGAUAUGGAUGUCCACUCUCUGAAGGAUCUCCGGCCGUUGCGGGAGGCAGGCUACAGCGGAAUUGCUGGCAAGCAAACAGACGGGUGGAUCAACAGCGGCACAUUCAUGUCCGAAAAAGAAGGGCGCAUGAUCAAACUCUGGAAGGAUCGCAUGCACACGACUUAUGACGGCUGGUGGACAACGCACAGCAACAAGGCCUUGACACAGGUCGGCAAAGAACUAGCAAAAGAGCCCUGCGCAAUGCUCACAUUGAGACCAUCUGCUUUUGCGCCCGUGGGAUGGAGGUCUUUUAAUACUGAGCGGCUGUUUAUGAACCACUUUGAGCCGUCGGCCAUUUAUUUCGACCAGGACGGUGGCCUUCCUGCAUAUCCAGAAGACUACGAAAAGCCCGAGAACUCGCUGACAACGUGGGCGCAUGACUGGAGAUGUACAUUUCUGUUGCAUGCAUUUUCUCCGAAGAAGGAAAGGAAUGGUGUCAAGGACAAUGGUAUUUCACCACGGUUUGUGGCCGAGAGGAGGAGCAACUUUGCGCGUGCUGUGUAUCCGAUGGUCAGAACCAUGUAUGCUAAAGGUCUUAUCGACAAGCAAGAUUUGGAGUUGAAUUAA